AUGGCUGAAUUCAAAUCAAUGCACGUGGAGCUCGCAGGUGGUCCAAGACCGUUCUCAGCUCGCUCUUUUCACAAACAUCGGUUUUUGAUUAAGAUCUUCAGCGCAGGCCAGCCAGUCCAAUAUUAGCACAGAUGGCCACUGACAAUAGAUAAAUAAUUUAUCUGUUUAGACAAGUUGCCAUUGUUUUACCCAGUCCCAGCUGUUGUAACGUCUGAUUCUUCCUUCUCUGAUGAACUGCUCCUCUGAGAAUAUGGCCACAUCUUGAAUUGGUUUUGUGGCGUGAAGUAUGGCAGAUCUGUUUGGCAUUGACUCAUCAUUGUUAAUCCAUCUCCUGGAGUGAGACACUGGGGGUGGCAGUACAAAUGAGCAGGACGAGUCACAGAGAUGAGAUAGGAGAUAUGAUCUGGGAUCUUCAGCAUUGUGUCCCAUGUUACUGGAUACUUCAGGCUGGAUUCUGGUUCUGUCCUAAUCCCACUCCUACAGCCACAGACACAUUAGAGGGUAUUGGGUCACAGCAAGAGCUGUAAAGGAGGUUACCGUGAGUUAUAAAACUGAGGGGUUGUUUUUUCGAGGCUAACUUUGUCUGUCUUGUCUCACUCUCUGUCUAUAGAUGACGCCAGCACUGGGAGGGAUGGAGCUGGAACUGCGGGGGACGCAGAAUACCCCACUGACCUGUCAGGGAAAUUUGGUAAGACACUGAGCACUCUCUCUCUCUGACCUUUAUCUCUUGUUUCAUCUGACCCUAGUUAAUUUAGAAACAGGGCAUUCUCUUACUGCUGGGUAUGUAGUGGCCCGUACUGUAUAUAGGGGAUGUAGGUCUAGUUUUGGAGGGGCCGAGUGCAUCUGGCACCACUCUGCCCUGUGUGUGAUGCCCUGACACACACACACACACACACAAAUAACCCCCCACCCACCCCAACAGAAUGGUACCGUUUGCUUUGGUAAUUGCCUCUGACAGGCCAGAGAGCAGGCUAUUUGAGUGAAGUGUGAUUGGCGAAACAUUCCAUCUCUCCCCUCUCUCUCUCCGUUCGCUGCCCCGUGGACUCUGUCUGUAUUGAGCUCCAUUGUCAGUGGCUGCAGAAUGUAGCCGUGUUCCACCAUGAUCAAAGGCGGGCUGCCAUGAGUAUUUUUGCACUGUGAAGUGUGGUGGUGAAGUGCUCCCACUGAGCUGUGGCCCUCUUCUCUCAGCUCUCUAGAAGGCCAGUUCAGUCUUAUCAAACUGGAGUCCACUACUGCAUUUUAUUUUCUCCUAUUGACUCUAUCUCAACACAGUUUAUAUACAUCAAGCGUUGAACUGCUGAGUGAAACUUUAAAGGGGAAAGUGUUUGUUUUGUCAACGUGCCCCUUGGCAGGUUAUGUUAUGCUGAGAAGUGCUACCACACCAGAAAUACUGUUGGGUGUUAGAAAAGUUGUCAAACAAACAUACCUUAAUUAUUUUAAAAGUUCUACAGCAUGAUUCAUUGCAAUAUUUAAUAGCUGUCUGAUGUGCAUUGUGCAUACCAUUUUAUAAAACUUGUGUGAUGUUCUCCCCAACAACACUAUUUCUUUGAUUGUAAACACACUUUAUUGUUAACAACACUUUCUUUGAUCGCAGUCCGACCACGCUUCACGCAGCCAGCCAAGAUGAGGAAGCGCGUGAUAGCCAGGCCGGUGGGCAGCUCAGUACGGCUGAAGUGCACGGCUAGCGGGAACCCUCGUCCGGAUAUCAUGUGGGUGAAGGACAGCAAGCCGCUGACCCCUGGUGAGGUGGGCGAGGGCCGUAAGAAGAAGUGGACCCUGAGUCUGAAGAACCUGACCCCUGAGAACAGCGGGAAGUACACCUGCCACGUUUCCAACCAGGCUGGAGAGAUCAACGCCACAUACAAAGUGGAAGUAAUCCGUAAGUUUGGUCACUUACUUUCAGUAUAGAUUUAUUUGAUUUUGGUUGAUUCAUAAACUUGAGUCAAUUUUGAAUGGUAAGGGUUAGAGCUGGGCUGGGCUGACUUGGUGUGGCGAGUCUCAGGCUCCCUCUCUCUCGCCAUCUGCUCAGCAUUAUAUCCCAGCUGUGUGCUGACUUCAAAAACACAUGUUUCUACCAAACACAGAAGCGGUGAGGAGGAAGUGAAUGCAGCUUGUUCUUGCACGUGUCAAAUGUGGCAUUUUCUCCCUCAACCUCAGCCUAUUCUAGCCGCAGCACGGAGAAAGAGAGGAAAGGAAAGCGCUGAACAUGGCAAUAACUUUGCUGUUAAUAUGAAAACUAUCUCCUUUGUCUUUCCAUCAUAGAGCGGACAAACUCUAAGCCCAUCCUGACCGGCACUCAUCCGGUGAACACCACGGUGGACUACGGUGGCACCACCUCGUUCCAGUGCAAGGUGCGCAGUGACGUCAAGCCAGUGAUUCAGUGGCUGAAACGGGUGGAGCCGGGGAACGAGAACAAGUACAACUCCACCAUCGAGGUGGGCGACCAUCGCUUCGUGGUGCUGCCCACGGGAGAGGUGUGGUCCAGGCCAGACGGCUCUUACCUCAACAAGCUGCUCAUCACCCGCGCCAAGGAUGAGGAUGCUGGCAUGUACAUCUGCCUGGGUGCCAACACCAUGGGCUACAGCUUCCGCAGUGCCUUCCUCACCGUGCUGCCUGGUGAGUGGAACACCCUGCUACACCCUUACCUUGUUACACCCUGUUUAACCAUAACACUCUGUUACAACCAUAUAACACCCUGCUACACCCCUACCCUGUUACAUUCUUACUCUGGGUACACCAUGUUUAACCAUAACACCCUGCGACACCAUUACCCUGUUAGAUUAUUACUCUGUUACAACCAUGUCAUAUCCUGUCACAUACACAACCAAACAACACAUGAUGUACUGGCCUCAUGCACAACUGUCCAACUGAAGUGUUUUUUUUAAUAUAAUGGUUAUAUUUUCUACUGUAUGUAUUCUCCAUCAGGUUUUAAUAGUGAUGUUUGACCAAGCUUCUCAUAACUCCUCAAAUCUCCUCUUCUCUCCGCUCCAGACCCAAAGCCUCACCACAUCCCCAUCCCCACAGCCAUCUCCCCCAGCUUGCCCUGGCCUGUGAUCAUCGGCAUCCCAGCUGGCGUGGUGUUCAUCCUGGGUACUGUCCUGCUGUGGUUCUGCCAGUCUAAACGCCAUUGCUCCUCUGGAAGGGUAGUUACCACCCACGCCUCACAGCGCCCGACCCCCCGGGUGCCAGGCUGCCCCCCACCCAGUGGGGACAAAGACUGCCUGGGCUCUCUCACCUACGAGGAGUACAUUACCCAGCAGCAGCAGCUCCUUCUGGCCCAGGGAGGCAACGGCCUGGAGGUCCCCAAAGUCUACCCAAAGAUCUACACGGACAUUCACACACACACCCACUCACACGUGGAUGGCAAAGUGCACCAACACCAGCACAUUCACUACCAGUGUUAG
Molecule: messenger RNA, 3404 nt
Organism: Coregonus sp. 'balchen'
Lineage: Eukaryota; Metazoa; Chordata; Actinopteri; Salmoniformes; Salmonidae
Source: the annotation of a GenBank genome assembly